This is a messenger RNA of Oncorhynchus kisutch (coho salmon), 4738 nucleotides long. RefSeq names its product XK-related protein 5-like. The coding region runs from base 112 to 2286 and encodes 724 amino acids. The transcript is spliced from 9 exons. The record is from RefSeq and is a predicted model, not a curated record. NCBI's taxonomy places the organism in Eukaryota, Metazoa, Chordata, Actinopteri, Salmoniformes, Salmonidae. Gene Ontology annotation, cellular component: membrane.
AAGGGAUAACGGAGCACAGAGCACAGGGGUACCCUACCUUGGAACGGACGAGUCAAUACUGCAGCGUGGGAUUCAUCGCAACAUUGCAGAUCAAGAUUCUUCAUCUCCGUGAUGAGACAAUACACCACGGCCCGGGCCAUGGCCAGUCGGGGAGGCUCGUGCGUGUCCUGCUGCCAUGUUUGCGUUUUCGCAUUUACUGCAUUUCUCAUUAUGGCUGAGCGGACUGCGCUGAUCUACUGUUUUGUGUACUACCUGUGGGUGGGGCAUAACUACUGCUACGCCCACUGGGCGGGGCUUACGGCUUUGUUCCUCCUCCCUGGGUGGGGUCCCCAGUUGCUCAGUUGGCUGUGGUACCAGGCGGAUGGACGAAUACGUAGCAAAGAUCUCAAAUGGACUCACAUCCUGCACCUGGGCAUCUUUAGAAGGUUAUGGGAGACUAUGACGUCCGCUAGAGAGGAUCAGUGUAGUGAGAUAAUGCAGCAGGCUGACGUUUCAGCUCUCCGCCUGUUGGAGGCGCUGGUGGUCACUCUGCCACAGACCGUACUGCAGACCUACGUCCUCAUCUGUACAGAUGUAGGACUAUCUUCACCAGUCUCAGUAUGUUUUGUGUUGUGUCUGCUGUCCCUGGCCUGGGCCUUGGUGUUGUAUGCCAGAGCCUGUUCCCUCAUCAGACCUGGACAUCUCCCCAUGUCCCCUGCUGCUAUCACCUGUAGACUGCUCUGGAGGGUCAGCAUGUUGGGUGCACGUCUCGCCACCCUCGCACUCUUUACACGCCUGUUCCGUCAGUGGGUCCUUGGAGUUAUUGGUCUUCACUGGUUGGGUGCUACGUUCUGGUUGGUGUCUCAGCAGAGUGACAUCAUCAAAACGCCGCUGCGCUGGCACCUGUUCAACCUGGUGCUGGGAGCUGUUCACAUCUUCCUCUUCCUCAACGUCAAGGACGGAGCCUCCCGAUGCCGCAUGGCCGGAUUCUACCUGGCCAUGUUUAUCGAGAACGCUCUUCUUCUGCUGGCAGGUUCCGACUUCUUCAGUGCUGCAUCAUGGGAUACCAUGGGUAUCCCAACCGCUGUGUUCUGUAGUUUCCUCAUUGGUGUGAUAGCUCUUGUGCUGUACUACCGGUUCCUCCACCCCAAGUCCUUUGAGAUCUUCCAGAGCAUACGUAACCAUGGAAUGGGCGGUGCUUGUGCAGACCGGGGCUCUUCUCUCUCAUUAGAUGAGAAGAACCAUCGCCACGGUCAACUUGUUGGGGGCGGUACUUUGUUGGACCUCCCUGGCCAAUGGCAGGGCUGGAAGCACCACCACUGGCUGCUCAUUCGCCUAGCCCUGAAGACGGGGGAUGUGGCUAGAAUAAGCUACGCUUAUGGCGAUGGCGGAUUGGCCGGGCUGCUGGGACUGCGGGAAAUGGCUCUGCCAAGGUCCCCGGACAUUCCGCAACCUUCUCCCAUUGUUCCACAACCUACUCCCAACGUUCCACAACCUACUCCCAACGUUCCACAACCUUCUCCCAACGUUCCCCAGGUCAAAGAGGUGGAGGAGGUGAUAAAGGCAGCCCCAGCAAGAGACAUCAUCAGUGAGGUGAGACAGGCGGUGAGACAUGAGGUGAGACCGGUGUUGUCCUCUCCCUCUCCCAUCCAGGAGGUCAAGCUGCCUCAGGUGGAGGUCCUAGUUGAGGAGGUCAGAGCCUGCCACCACUCAGAGCCUGCCACCACUCAGAGCCUGCCACCACUCAGAGCCUGCCACCACUCAGAGCCUGCCACCCAGCAGGAUGACUCCAGCCCCCCCCCCUCCGAUGAUCGAGACGACGAAGACUUCCAGAGCGCCGCCUAUGGCUCCCCCACACCCUCGUCCCCCAGGCACCCAGACUACCGACACAUCGACAGCAACGUGGUCACCUCCAGCACCCAAGGGUCACCUUCCGUGGGGUCACUCGAUGUCAGACGUGGUUCGUCUCCAGAGAAAAGGUCACCGUCCCUGCUGGUGGGCAUGGGAAGCCCCCAGCGGAACUUUAAUCCUGCAGAGUCCGGCACCACCUUGUAUUUCAGCGCUGACGCAGUCUCCCCGUCCAGCGGCAGCUACCUGGGCUGGGGCUCUGAGCUGUCACCCAUCUCCAGCUACCGGAGCCCCUACCGCAUCAGGGAGCCCAUCUUCACCUCUACACCCAGACAGGAGCCUCGUGCUGGGCCAGAGGAACCAGGCCCUGGCCCCUCUACUACCACCACCACCGCCAUCACCACCCAUGCUAGAAAACAACUGGUCCAGUUUGUAGACCAUAGAGAUAAAUUGAUCUAGAGGGGCCAAUGGGUGGAGCGAAAUGAUCAGACCUGGUCAAAUACUCUCAAAUACAUGUUGACGUGUGUUUGAUUUAGCUCGACCGAUGUGCAGCUGGGUGGCGGAGUUUACACUUUUGGGAUUAUUUAAUUAGUUCCAUUGUACCACUGUUCCAUUCCAAGCUAAAUCAAGCGAGCGUAAAGUAUUUGAAAGUAUUUUACAUUUAAACAAUAAGGCCCGAAAGGGUGUGGUAUAUGGCCAAUAUACCACAGCUAAGGGCUGUUCUUAGGCACGACGCAAAGCGGAGUGCCUGGAUACAGCCCUUAGCCGUGGUGUAUUGGCCAUAUACCACAAAUCCCCAGAGGUUCCUUAUUGCCAUUACAAACUGGUUACCAACAUAAUUAGAGCAGUAAAAAUAAGUGUUUUGUCACACCAGUGGUAUACGAUCUGAUAUACCACGUCUGUCAGCAAAUCAGCAAUCAGGGCUCGAACCACCCAGUUAAUCAUAUUGUAUUUGACCCAGAUGUAGAGAUUAUGUAGAACCCAAUAUAAAGAGAGUAUUUUAGAAGAUACAUGACAUUAGCCUGGGUGUCAGGCUGGUUCUGCUUUCAACAGUGCUAUUACAACUUUGUUAUCAUGCGAGACAACUGCUUUACUACUAGCCAAGGGCUUGUUGACGAAUUCAGAACCAGCCUGGCCCCCAGGCUAGCCAGAAGUGUUUCACACUAAAUAACUAUAGCAUGUCUUGAGAAUCCAGUAUUAUCAGCCAGUAUGAGGACGUGAAUCCACAUGUAACUGAUACACACAGACAAACUAACAUAAGAGAUGGAAGUAGUCUUUAAUGGAAGUAACAAUGGGAUAUCAUUUUUCUCUUAGGUCCUGAUUCAAUCACAGAUCAAAUCAAUUGCAUUGUGACUUCAUUCAGAAUGUUUACGCUGUAUUCUAAUGACAUAUGAAGUUUCAUGUCCACAUUCAAUGAUAAUGUCUGAAAAUAUUAACGUGUAAGGAUGUGUCGGUUUUAACACGGUUUACACCUGUGAUAGUGUCAGCAUUGUGAGUGAAGCCUCAGUGUGGUUUGCCUUGAUAUGUGAUUGAUUGAAUCAGGGCUGUCAUAAAGAGUUAUGAUAUUAAAUUGUGAUUAUUAAGGAUUGACAGAGAAGAGAGUUUAUAUAUUUGUCUUUUUUUUCUUGUAUAUAUAUGAUAUAAUUUGAGACAGUUUGCACUUUUGCGCAAAUAUGAUUUAUUGUGAUAUGAGUGGUUAACCGAAGGUUAGUCAAGAGAGGCCCUGAUCACACGUUAAGGUUUAGUAUACUUUUAUAGGCUUAGUGUAUAUACGAUAUUUAUUAUUUUAUCCAAAUGUGAUAUUUAAUCUGAAGGUACCCUAGCAAUAUAAGGUAAUAUAAGUUAAUAAUUUUUAUUAUGUGGAAUUUAAACUAAUAUUCAUACUCUUAUUUACGAUUAGUUUACAGCUAGUCCCGACAUGUCAAGCAGACAAUUCAGUCUGGCAUUACAAUAUACAGUAUAUAUGAGAUUAUUCAAUUGUGUUGAAUUCAUUUCGGUCAGUAUACAGUAAGUACUGUUUCCAAGUGUUGAAUGCAUUUGAUAUGGUAAAGAUCUUUAUGAACCAUUUGUAGGGAGGAAUGACUUCUACUUCCUGUGAGACAGGAAGAAGAUCCAACUAAUCUGAUCUAUUGAAGUAGCACCAGAGCAGACUGUAUCUAUCAGUGUGGAAGUGUCUGAAACAAGCUGCUAGUAAUGUAUGUUGAUGAGCUUCCAGAUCCUUUAACCCUACAGCCUGGCCCCAUUUCUUCCCUAGCCCCUUCCCUUAGUCCCUAGGGGCUUAGUUCAUAGAAGGGUCUAGGGAGAGAAGUAGUGGCAGGCCUAUCUAGGGGUUAUAAGUCACGUGCUGCUAUUGAUGUUUGGAGGUCAGUGUUAUCAGAUGUAUUUGUUAAUUAUUUUACAGUUUAUUUUGUUUGAUUGUGUUUUAUAGUGAGUUCAUAACUAACCUUGUCCACGGGCUCAAGAGAGACAGCUGUCUGGGGACCAGAUUAGUUCUGAACUAUUGUUUUACGCUGUUGCUAUAAAGGGAAUGUGUUUAGCUAGAUGGAGCUGAGGAAACGGUAACAUUGCACGUACAUCCUUAUUUUUAUACAGCCUGACACGGUGUACAGUAACUCAUGAUAGAUGUGAAUAAAUAAAGCACUCACACACAUUGCAUUAACUAGCUUUUAGAAUGUAUGUCUGUGCAAAGUUAAUAUGGUAGCUAAUAUAACCUACUAAUAUCAGUAUGGACUCUAUAAUGUAUCUUAGUGCACUAACCAGCUUUUAGAACGCGAUCUCAUAAUCAAACCGAUCAGUUGAUGAUAAGCGCUUGCCUUGUACAAACGACAGCAUCAACUGAGAUGGCUGCCGGGUCUCAUUGCCUUACCUGUAUGUAAUGUUCAUCACAAUAAAUGGAAUGGAGGGGCUUCUA